This is a messenger RNA of Rosa chinensis, 1950 nucleotides long. Its product is annotated as SWI/SNF complex subunit SWI3A. Gene Ontology annotation, molecular function: protein binding. Lineage: Eukaryota; Viridiplantae; Streptophyta; Magnoliopsida; Rosales; Rosaceae. The coding region runs from base 74 to 1756 and encodes 560 amino acids. The record is from RefSeq and is a predicted model, not a curated record. The transcript is spliced from 7 exons.
UCGCUGGACCAAGCCAUUAGUCGAAGCCUAAGCUCUAGAGCGAGAGAGACCCAACUCACUCUGCUCAUCCAAGAUGGAACUUGCACCGCACGACCCGGGUUCAAAGCAGCUCCGACCCGACGAACCAGAGCUCGACCUCUACACCAUCCCAAGCCACUCUAGCUGGUUUUUGUGGGAUGAGAUUCAUGAAACUGAGAGAAUUGCUUUGAAGGAGUUCUUUGAUGGGAGGUCGAUAUCAAGAACACCAAAGGUGUACAAAGAAUAUAGGGACUUUAUUAUUAACAAGUAUAGAGAAGACCCAGCUAGAAAACUCACAUUCACCGAGAUUCGAAAGUCACUUGUGGGUGAUGUUACUUUGCUGCACAAGGUCUUUAGUUUCUUGGAAAAAUGGGGGUUGAUUAAUUUUGGGGCAAGUUCGGGUGACAAUGACGGUUUUGGUACCUCGGGUGAGGCCGGGACUACGGUUAAGGUUGAGGAAGGAGUCCCAAAUGCGGUCCGAGUGGGUGCAAAUCCAAGUGAUUCUAAGCCCCUUUCGGCCACACCUACGGUAGUGGACAGUGGGGGUGGAAGUGCGAGUAGAAUUACAUUGCCUCCAUUGGCAUCAUACUCGAAUGUUUUUGGUGAUUUGAAGAAAGAGAGCUUGGUUUGUGGCAAUUGUGGCGGACAUUGUGAUUCUGGACACUACAAGUAUAACAAGGGUGAUUUUCUACUUUGCACAAAGUGUUUUGAAAAUGGAAACUACGGGGAGAACAAAUUGAAGGAAAAUUUCAAGUACAACGAGCCAGUUGAAAAGAGUAGUAAUAUGGGAGUUGAGUGGACUGAAUCAGAAACUUUACUUCUUUUAGAUUCAGUUGCAAAGCAUGGAGAUGAUUGGGAUCGUGUUGCUCAAAAUGUUAAGACCAAGACCAAAGUUGAUUGUAUUGCUAAGCUUAUUGAUUUGCCUUUUGGGGAGGUUGUGUUGGGUUCUGGUCACAGAAAAGGUAACCAUAGUGGCUUUAGUGGCAACUUGAGCGGUUCAAAACAAGGUCAGUUAUCUUCAUCUGAGUGUCAAGAGACUAUCAAAACCAAGAGUCAGAGCCAUGAGCAGACAAAUGACAGUGAGCAGAAUGGAGAUACUGCAAACCAAGGUCCCCCUUUGAAAAAACAACGCGUCGCUUCCCUUUCGGAUGCUAGUAGUUCACUUAUUACACAGGUAUCUGCCUUGUCAACCUUGGUUGGUCCGCAUAUUACAGCUUCUGCAGCUGAGGCUGCUGUUAAUGCACUUUGUGAGGAAACCUCAUGUUCAAAGGAGAUAUUUAAUGCUGAAGACGAUUGUGUUACUAAUGGCUUGCAGUCUCCCGCUAUAAAUUGUGAGACAGAGAGAGUCCUUCAACUUGAAGAUUCAGAGAUGAAGGAAAGGCCAACUGAAUCAGCGGGUCAGGAUGUGUUUAUAAAAAAAGAUGACAUACCUCCAACUUUGCAAAUUAGAGCUGCCAUCGCAACAGGUCUUGGAGCAGCUGCUGCUCGUGCCAAAUUACUGGCUGAUCAGGAGGAUAGAGAGAUUGAACAUCUUUUGGCAACCAUAAUAGGGACACAGAUGAAGAAGUUGCACUGCAAAAUCAAGACCGUCGAAGAACUGGAUCUGCUUAUGGAGAAGGAAUACGCAGAAAUGGAAGAAGAAGAAGAUUCUCUGCUAGAAGAGCGAAUUGACAUCAUACAACAGACACUCGACUCUGGCGUACCUAGAUGGAGGGAUCAUCCUCCUGUAAAAUCUUGAACUUCUUCUACAUGUAAAGUAGAGGAGAAGAAAUAUAGACUAGAGUAGAUCAGCAAUGCGUUUUGUAGGCAUUUUACUGAAAAGCUUUUGUACACUUCCUGGAUUUCUAAUUCACGUCCAUGGAUUAGACUGGAGAGCAGAAAUUGUUGUACAAUUAGGUUCUGUAUUAUUCAAAUGUUCAAGGAUUUGCAUCU